Messenger RNA from Eptesicus fuscus (big brown bat), 3330 nucleotides. RefSeq names its product carboxypeptidase X, M14 family member 2 (gene CPXM2). Gene Ontology annotation, molecular function: zinc ion binding; metallocarboxypeptidase activity. The record is from RefSeq and is a predicted model, not a curated record. NCBI's taxonomy places the organism in Eukaryota, Metazoa, Chordata, Mammalia, Chiroptera, Vespertilionidae. The coding region runs from base 149 to 2431 and encodes 760 amino acids. Gene Ontology annotation, biological process: proteolysis. The transcript is spliced from 14 exons.
AGCAGGCCGGUCACACGCGCCACCGGCCGGCAGCUUCCCAGCCCCGUGCGCCCCGCUGCAGUGCCGGGCGCCCCUGCCCCGCGCCGCCCCCACGCACGCCCUGCGCGCCCAGCCACCGAGACCCUGCCCGGGGCGCGGGGCAGUGGGCAUGGCCCGCUGGGGGCCCGCCACGCUGGCGCUGGCCCUCGCGCUCCUGACGGUGGCCCUGCCGGGGGCUGGGGCCCAGGGCGCGGCCCUCGAGGACCCCGGCGGCCACUACGCGCAGGAGCCCUGGAGCCAGGAGCCCUACUACGCGCGCGGGGAGCCCGAGCCCCAGCCCGAGCCCUUCUCCCCGCGGCUGCCCGCGGGGACCCAGGAGGAGGCGCAGGAGCCGCACCCUCCCGCGCCCAGGCUGCCCAAGAGGGCGCCCAAGGCCAGGAAGGCGCCCAGGGGCGAGAAGCUGGCUCCGGAGACGCCUCCGCCCGGUAAAAGUAGCAACAGAAGAGGCGUGAGAACCAAGAGCCCCGAGAAGGCUGCCAGCGAUGAGCACGGCGUCCCCGUGGCCCCCGGGGAGGCCGGGGCGGGGUGCCCGCCCCUCGGCCUGGAAACCUUAAAGGUCACCGACUUCCAGCUCCACGCGUCCACCACGAAGCGCUACGGCCUGGGCGCGCACCGCGGGCGGCUCAACAUCCAGGCAGGUGUCAGCGAGAACGACUUCUACGACGGGGCGUGGUGCGCGGGCAGGAACGACGCCCACCAGUGGAUCGAGGUGGACGCCCGGCGGCUGACCCGGUUCACGGCUGUCAUCACGCAGGGGAGGAACUCGCUGUGGCUGAGUGACUGGGUGACCUCCUACAAGGUCAUGGUGAGCAACGACAGCCACGCGUGGGUCACGGUGAAGAACGGGUCAGGGGACAUGGUGUUCGAGGGGAACAGCGAGAAGGAGGAGCCCGUCCUCAACGCGCUGCCGGUGCCCAUGGUGGCCCGGUACCUCCGCGUGAACCCGCAGUCCUGGUUCCCGGACGGGAGCGUCUGCCUGCGGCUGGAGGUCCUCGGCUGCCCGCUGCCCGAUCCAAACAACUACUACCACCGGCGCAACGAGAUGACCACCACGGACGACCUGGACUUCAGGCACCACGGCUACAAGGAGAUGCGCCAGCUGAUGAAGGUCGUGAGUGAGAUGUGCCCCAACAUCACCCGCGUCUACAACAUCGGCAGGAGCCAGCAGGGCCGGAAGCUGUACGCCGUGGAGAUCUCCGACCGGCCCGGCGAGCACGAAGUCGGGGAGCCCGAGUUCCACUACAUGGCGGGCGCCCACGGCAACGAGGUGCUGGGCCGCGAGCUGCUGCUGCUGCUGGCGCAGUUCCUGUGCCAGGAGUACCGGGCCGGCAACGCACGCGUCGUCCGCCUGGUGGAGGAGACCCGCAUCCACAUCGUGCCCUCGCUCAACCCCGACGGCUACGAGAAGGCCUCCGAGGGGGGCUCGGAGCUGGGAGGCUGGUCCCUGGGGCGCUGGACCCACGAUGGGAUUGACAUCAACAACAACUUCCCCGACUUGAACUCGCUGCUCUGGGAGGCCGAGGCCCGGCACAGCAGCCCGAGGCCGGGGCCCAACCACCACAUCCCCGUCCCCGAGUGGUUCCUGUCGGAGAACGCCACGGUGGCGGCGGAGACCCGGGCCGUCAUCGCCUGGAUGGAGAAAGUGCCCUUCGUGCUGGGCGGCAACCUGCAGGGCGGCGAGCUGGUGGUGGCCUACCCCUACGACAUGGCCCGGUCGCCCUGGCGGACGCAGGAGCGCACGCCCACGCCCGACGACCACGUGUUCCGCUGGCUGGCCUACUCCUACGCCUCCACGCACCGCCUGCUGACCGACGCCCGCCGGCGGGUGUGCCACACGGAGGACUUCCAGAAGGAGGACGGCACCGUCAACGGAGCCUCCUGGCACACCGUGGCCGGCAGUCUCAACGACUUCAGCUACCUCCACACGAACUGCUUCGAGCUGUCCAUCUACGUGGGCUGCGACAAGUUCCCACACGAGAGCGAGCUGCCCGAGGAGUGGGAGAACAACCGCGAGUCGCUGAUCGUGUUCAUGGAGCAGGUGCACCGCGGCAUCAAAGGCCUGGUCACGGACUCUCAUGGAAAAGGAAUUCCGGACGCCGUCAUCUCCGUCGAAGGCAUCAACCAUGACAUCCGCACAGCCAGCGACGGCGACUACUGGCGCCUCCUGAACCCCGGCGAGUACGUGGUCACGGCCAAGGCCGACGGCUUCACCUCGUCCACCAAGAACUGCAUGGUCGGCUACGACAUGGGUGCCACGCGCUGCGACUUCACGCUCAGCAAGACCAACCUGGCCCGCAUCCGGGAGAUCAUGGAGCAGUUCGGGCGGCAGCCCGGCAGCCUGCGCGCCCGCCAGCCGAGGCUCCGGGGGCGCAAGAGGCGGCAGCGCGGGUGACCUCCGACCCUGAGCCGAGGCCCAGACCCCACCGAGGACGCCCGGGGGGGCGUGGCUCCCUGCAAGACACGUUCCCUGUCCGCGCUGUCACUCCGGGAGGCUGGGAGGACGCACACGUGCCUCGGAAGGCUGGUCCCCAGGGCAGGGCUGCAGGCUCGGGGUCUUUCCUUCCCUCCGUCCCCACGCAUCCACACGCAUCCACACCGCAUCCACACCGCAUCCACACCGCUUGGAGAGAGCAGCGGAGAGGCUGGUGGGCGUGAGCAGGCUCAGCCAGCCCCGCAGGAUCAGGGAGCGAGGGGAGCUCGCCGCCCGGGGCUGCUGGCUGCGCAGUGGGGAGCCCGUCCCGUCCCCUGCUUGCGUGACAGCAGCUCCCUGUGCGUGUGCCGUGUGCCCAGCUGUCCCCGACGUCACCCUUCCCGUGCUCGGGGCACUCCAGGAGAGGCCACCUCUCCGGCCGGGGCGCUCCCAAGCCGAGUGUUGACAACAGCGAGCAGUCAGUUUCGUUUCAAUCCAGGGCGAGGCCUGGGCAGCGGCGUCCGGGGUUUAGCGAGAACCCCGCGUUCCCCCGUCCGCAGCCCGAGGGGCUCCCCGGGUGCUGACAGGGGAGGUGCUUCCCACGAAACCACAUCUCGUCCGGCUCCUCUGGGAGCCGCUCAGACUUGGAAAGAGACGUCAGGCUGCCCUGCGACCCCCUCUGCCCAGACCCCUCCUCCGCGGGGGCGCGCUCCUCGCCUGCCCCGCACGGCAGGGGUUCGACGUGGACACUCGCUCAGAAUUGUCUGCGGAGCCUCGCUCGGGGGGGGGGGGUUGUGCAAUGACCACGCGAGAAAACGCGUCUCGUUGUUGUUACUGUUGCUGCCGCGCUGACCGGGGGCGUGAGGAAAUAAAAAAGCAAA